Molecule: messenger RNA, 999 nt
Organism: Tachysurus vachellii
Lineage: Eukaryota; Metazoa; Chordata; Actinopteri; Siluriformes; Bagridae
Gene: mc5ra
Product: melanocortin 5a receptor
Exons: 1
Coding region: 1-999 (332 amino acids)
Biological process (GO): G protein-coupled receptor signaling pathway
Cellular component (GO): membrane
Molecular function (GO): melanocortin receptor activity
Source: RefSeq, a predicted model, not a curated record
AUGAACUUCACCGAGAACAUCAGUGUCAGUCCCUCUGUGUGGAGCGAUCCGGUUAACUCCAGCCGUGACGUCUUCGCCAUGAACGUCACCGAAUCUCCACCUUCUCGGACAAAAUCCAAAGUCUGUGAGCAGCUCAACGUCACCCCUGAGGUCUUCCUCAUUCUGGGAAUCAUCAGCUUGUUGGAGAACAUCCUGGUCAUCUGUGCCAUAGUGAAGAACAAGAACCUGCACUCGCCCAUGUACUUCUUUGUGUGCAGUCUGGCAGUGGCGGACAUGUUGGUGAGUGUGUCCAACGCAUGGGAGACCAUCGUCAUCUACCUGCUCAGCAACCAACAGCUGGUGGCAGAAGAUCACAUCAUCAGACAAAUAGACAACGUCUUUGACUCCAUGAUCUGCAUCUCCGUAGUGGCAUCCAUGUGCAGCUUGCUGGCCAUUGCUGUGGAUCGCUACGUCACCACAUUCUACGCACUGCGCUACCACAACAUCAUGACGGUGAAGCGUGCGUCGCUCAUCAUCACCGGGAUUUGGUCCUUUUGCACAGGAUGCGGCAUCGUGUUCAUUAUUUACUCAGACAGCACGCUUGUCAUCGUGUGCCUGGUGUCCAUGUUCUUCAUCAUGCUGGUGCUCAUGGCCUCGCUGUACACACACAUGUUCAUGCUGGCUCGCUCGCAUGUCAAGCGCAUAGCCGCUCUGCCCGGAUACAACUCCAUCCACCAGAGGACUAACAUGAAAGCAGCCGUCACUCUCACCAUCCUGCUGGGGAUCUUCAUCGUGUGCUGGGCGCCAUUCUUCCUCCACCUCAUCCUUAUGAUCUCCUGCCCCAGGAACCUGUACUGUAUGUGCUUCAUGUCCCACUUCAACAUGUACCUCAUCCUGAUCAUGUGCAACUCUGUCAUCGACCCGCUCAUCUACGCCUUCAGGAGCCAGGAGAUGCGCAAGACGCUCAAGGAGAUCAUCUGCUGCUACAGUCUGAGGAAUGUCUUAAGAUGGUCCAACUGA